Molecule: messenger RNA, 1710 nt
Organism: Ricinus communis (castor bean)
Lineage: Eukaryota; Viridiplantae; Streptophyta; Magnoliopsida; Malpighiales; Euphorbiaceae
Product: GATA transcription factor 19
Exons: 2
Coding region: 890-1648 (252 amino acids)
Biological process (GO): flower development; regulation of DNA-templated transcription
Molecular function (GO): DNA-binding transcription factor activity; zinc ion binding; sequence-specific DNA binding
Source: RefSeq, a predicted model, not a curated record
GGAAAAGAGCAAGGGGGUGGGGACUAUUCCAUUUUCCUUGGGAGGGUGGCAGUGGCAGUGGCAGUGGCAGUGGCAGAGACAGAAGCAGAGGCAGAGAUACGGAUACGGACAGAGGUUUUUGAUGUAUUGGGUUUUGGUUUUGGGACUCUCUCUUUUUUCUUUUAAAUAUUUCUUAAAAUUUUAUUUAUUUAUUUAUCUUUCUCUCUGUCUAAUAGGAUUUAGGAAUAAGGGAAGAGGAGGGGGGGGGGUGAGAGGUGUCCUGUCCUCGUGAUCGGAGAAGGGCAGAUCCAUGGAAGACUGUUCCCGCUAGUCACGUGGGUUCUUUUGACUACUCCAAUGACCAACUCUCUCUCUCUCUCUGAUACCCAACCAACCAACCUCACUAUAAAUUUGAACCCAAAAUGAAUCAUUUUCUAACACAUCCAUCCCCCCCAACUCCAACUUCUCAAACAGCACUCCUGCCCACAAACACUCUCUCAUUCACUCCGACUGACUUGUUCUUUUUUGGUCUUUCUGUUCCUAUACUAUGCAAAACCUGGCUCCACCUCUGUGUCUUCUUUUUACUAUAAAUACGUGUGAGUGACUGAAUGUAUUUCAUCUGUUUCAUUUCCAUUUGACGACAACCUCCACUGCUCCUGCUGACUGUUAUUUCGCCAUUUUAUAUAUUAGAUUUCCGCCUUUCAAGCUACCAGACAACACUUCACUCCAUAUACUCUCUUCUAUUCAAACACUAUUAUUAUUACUGCCCUAUUGCCAUUUCCUCCUCUUUAUUAUCGACAAAUUCCUUCAGCCUCCUUCUUGCCAUUGACCUCAAUAUCGGUUUUCUGUUUCUAGUUUUGCCAUCUUGACAUCACAUAUACUUCGGAGAUAACGUUGAUUUUUGAGAGUGAUGAUGCAUAGAUGCAGUAGCAACACGGUGGGUCAAUGUACAUGUGGUCUCUUUCAUACCCAAACCAACUCUUUCACCAUGUUAUUUUCCAUGCCAAAUAACCACCCUCACAACUCUUACGAUGAAACAGAUAUGUACCCUUUUCCUUCCUCCUCCUCCUCCUCUUCUUCUUCUGUUGAUUGCACUCUCUCUUUAGGUACCCCUUCCACUCGUCUAUGCGAAGACGACGACAAAAGAUCAAUCUGCCAUGACCGCCGCCCUACCUCUUGCAUGUCCAACUUCUGCUGGGAUAUUUUGCAAAACAAAAACACCCCUUAUUCUCCACAAAACCAUAAGACCACCGCCCGCGGCAGCAAUACUACUACCAACAGUAACUCCGCCAAUAACGAUCCACUCCUCGCUCGCCGCUGUGCAAACUGUGACACCACCUCUACUCCUCUUUGGAGGAAUGGUCCAAGGGGGCCUAAGUCACUCUGCAAUGCAUGUGGAAUUCGGUUCAAGAAAGAAGAGAGAAGAGCCACUGCUGCAAAUAAUGCAAGCAGUAAUGCUGGAAGUACAUCAUCAGGAACAAUGGAGCAACAUUACGCUUAUCAAAACAAUUCAUGGGUUCAAACGCAGAAAAUGCAGUGCUUCUCUCCAGCCAAUGAAUUCAGGUUCAUAGAAGACAGCGAUCGGGAUUCUGAUACGGGCAUUCCUUUCCUCUCUUGGAGACUCAACGUCACAGACAGGCCUAGCCUUGUCCAUGACUUUACCAGAUAAAAGAAAUUUCAAAAACACCCACCUCCUCCCAAAAAAAAAAAAAAAAAAAAAAAAAAGAAAAA